CCAAUGAUUUCAAGGUGCAUUCCGAGAGACAGGUCUUGUCAAGUUGUCUAACGAAAACCAAUAAGGUGAUGUCGUAAAAUAGGCGAUGAGUCGGCACCGAACAUCCUCUCCUUCUCUAAUCCCUUGAGCUGCUCCACCUCACUCUUUAAAACCCUAAAUGCACCCCCAAUAUCAAGCCCAACAUCGCAAUCCAAUUCAACCAAAAUUUCCAAAACAGACUCGAGCGCCGAGACCACGCGAGGGUGAGCACCACCGGCAAGCUCAACGAGGUCGACAGAGUCCGGCGAGGUCUUGUACCCCGGCCUCUGCAAAGGCGAGAACCAGCGCUGUUGGGGUUUCAUUCGCAAGGUCUACGGCAUCUCUUAUCGGCUCAGUUUCUCUUGACCACCGUACUGUAUACUCUGGUCAACGAUCUCCUCAAGGGUAGCCCUGGUCUUCUCAUACUACGGCAUCUUGUGGUGUUUAAUGGUAAUUUAGCCAUUAUGCGUGUAAAGGUUGUAGAUUGAUGGCGGUUUUGGAUUGUUCGAAUUUGAGAUUGAAGGUUGUCGAUUGAUGGCGGAGAUACAACCAGGAGAUCGAAGGUAAAUGAAUUUGAGCUCAAGGAGGCUUCCUCCGAUGGACUACCACCACCGCAAGGAGACUCGGCCUUCCUCUCCGCCACUCUCGCCGGCUUCUUCAUCCUCAGAAACCCCAAUUAACUCCGUCCUCGAAAUAUUCCGAAAGUACCUCAGAAUCGUCGAUGACAUCGAAUGUCGAUAUGUCGAGCCAGUUGAAUUCCCAACUCUAGACGAAGAACAGUUAAGACGCAUCCGUAAUUCACAAACAGUAUAUUCAUCCCUUUCCGAGCUUCCCCGAGAUAUUCCACGUGGAGUCCUUCUGGGUAAUCUUGACAUACGGAAGGAUCCAGUUGAACGACGUUUUAAAUUUUCAAUUUCGCGCGACUGGCAACCUAUCAUGAUAGAAGAAAAAACACCAGGAGCUUAUAUAUACGUUGUGACUGAACGUUUGGCACGGUCGGAGAGGGCAUUGGAUGAACUCUCGGAGGUUGUAGAAGAAAAAACAGUGCUGCCAAUAUUCCACGGUGUUGAUCCCUCCGAUGUACGACAUCAAACGGGAAGUUUUGCACAAGCCUUUGCAGACCAUGAGAUAAAGUACAAGGAUGACCCACAAAAAGUAAAAAGGUGGAGAGCUGCUUUAACCAAACUGGGAAAUCUUUCAGGCUGGCAUUCAAAGGGCUGUCACGAAACAAAACUCAUUCAAGACGUUGUUGAUGAGAUACGGUGGAAAAUACAAUUUUCAAAACCUGCCAUUAGAAAUCUGCCAUCAACACCUUCUUGGUCUUCUUCUUAUCGACGAAAGCAUGAUGUCUUUCUAAGCUUUAGAGGGGCGGAUACCCGCUUGGCAUUUAUGGGCCAUCUACAUGCUGCAUUAAUUCACUGGGGAAUUUCGACCUUUAGAGAUGACAUAGAUCUUGAGAAAGGAAAGUCCAUUCGCAAACAACUCGACAAAGCAAUUGAGGGAUCAAAGGUUUGGGUUGUCAUCGUUUCACCAGACUAUGCUUCUUCAAAAUGGUGCUUGAACGAGCUUUUGAAGAUUCUUGAAUGUAGAAAAGCAUCUAAAGUGGGAAGGAAGAAUGAAACUUUGAUGAAGCCAUCUGCAGAAUAUGAAGAACAAGCUCAUACUCUGGUGAAUGGACACAAAACACAUAAGGGGAAGGCUAGUUUGCGGAACAAGCAGGAAAACAUCACUAAUCAUAAUAAAAGGGAAAUGGGUGAGUUCAGACUUGGCGUUACCUAUGGCGGAAAGUGGGUUGAUUCUGUUUACAUAGGUGGUAGGACAGAAGAAAUAGUGGUUUCAGAAGACAUUACUUAUAGUGAGCUUCUAGAUCAACUGUAUCAUAUUGUUGGAGUACAUCCAACUGAAAAUGAGAUCAAGAUCAGUACGAUCGAUGAAUCAAAAUCACCGGCUUAUCCUGUGGAGAUAAUCAAUGAUGAUGACCUCAAAAAUUUUAUUGAUCAAAGCCUUUCUUCCGACGUGCGCUUGAAGCAUCCAUUGCGAAAUUCCUCUAGGAGCAGGAGUAUUCAAGUUAGAGUUUUGGUUAACCAUGAUGGAGAGUGGGUGAAUUCUACAUAUGUUGGUGGCAAAACGAAAGGAAUAAUAAUCCCAGAGGACAUUACUUAUCAAGAACUUGUUGAUAGAGUGUGUGGUGUUGUGGGAGUUGAUCCAAAUGAAUAUAAGUUGAUUAUGAAGACUGCAUAUAAAUCAAAUCUCCCUACUCAACCUGUGGAGAUAAUCGAUGAUGAAGGCCUUGCAUUUUUCAUCCAUGAUGAGAAUCUUUCACUGGGUAUGAGCUCCAUAUUUACUUUGUGCACUACUCUUGAACGACGGGCAUUUCCUAAUGGACGAAUGGAAUCCUCACAUAGUGGUACACCACAUCUCAGAAGAUUUGGGACCUCCCCGAGUUGCGUUCAUUAUGUGACACCUGAUCAGGUGCCUCAUCUUCAUACUCAAGUUGGACCAUCGUCACCAAAUGUGCCUUGUAUGCAGCAGCAGCAGCAACAACAACCUUUCUACCAGCAACAACAACAACAACAACAACAACCUUUCUACCAGCAACAACAUUCUUUCCAACAGACGACGUUGCAGCCUUGCUACGAGCACUAUCAGCCAUCCGUUCAGCAGCCACAGCCUCUGUACCAACAACUUCAUCCUUCCUACGUGCAGCAGCAGCAAUCUCAGUACCAACAGCUGAAUCCUUCCUACAUGCAGCCGCUGUCACCAAUUCAUCAUGUGCCUUACUCGCUCAAGAUGUUCUGGAAUGAUGCAACCCGAAUAUUUCAAGAUUUGAACUUUUGGCAAUUUAGUUUCAUCAUGAUGUUAUUAGGAAAUAUCUUCUAUUUCUUAAGGCUUUGUAGAAACAAUUAGUAAAGUUUGGUGAAAAAAAUCAAAGAAUCAUUUGAUGAUAUUUAUUCUAUGAGUUUUUCUAUUCA
Molecule: messenger RNA, 2990 nt
Organism: Rosa chinensis
Lineage: Eukaryota; Viridiplantae; Streptophyta; Magnoliopsida; Rosales; Rosaceae
Exons: 6
Coding region: 586-2925 (779 amino acids)
Biological process (GO): signal transduction
Molecular function (GO): protein binding
Source: RefSeq, a predicted model, not a curated record